AGGAUGAAGUUGCUCAGUUUGAUGCCAAGAUUUCCCAAAUGGGAGAGCAUGGAUCUAUUUCCUUUAAACCCAUUGGUAAGUGGAAUAAUAUACAAUGUUUAUAACAUGCAUGCAGUGUUUUCAAUGAUUAUGGUGGCCAUGAAAUGCUGCUUUAUAUAUUAAUUGGACACUUGCACUUUAGAGGUCAUCAAUGGACGACUUACGCUUUAGACUAAAUUUUAAUCUAAGUAAAAACAGCGAAAUCUUUCACCACACGUAGAAAGAGCGUCUUGGAAUUAGUAAUAUUACAAAGUUUGGUUGCGAAAUGUUGUAAAAUACGGAAAAUAUAGCCCUUCAAAGUUGGCAAAUUUGUAUACUUUUGUAUUACGUGCGUGAAUUGGUAACUAAAUUAGUUACCAGUUUCCGCAAUAAUAGAAAUGUAUACAAAUUUGCCAAUUUCGCAGGGCCAUAUUUUCUGUAUUUUACAACAUUUCGCAACCAAACUUUGCAGUUUUUCUAAUUUUGAUAACUUCUUUCCAAAAAUAUCCUUUAUUAUUACCAGGUUAAAAAUUUUUCUAAAGCGCAAGUCGUCCAAAGGAUCCCAAUCCUCAUCAUAUCGAGCCACAGUAAUUUUAAUGUAGUGUGCCCUAAAUACAAUAGAAAGACUGUGGACGUACAUUUUCAGUAACAGCAUGUCAAGCAUGGAAUCCUUUGCCAAUAGACUGCAGAAAUAUUGAUCAACUCAAUUUUAGGAUUUUGAAACAAUUAUCGGACCUUGCUUUUUAAUCAACAGCAGUUUUUAGCAUCAUUUUCUUGUAUAUUCUGUAGUUCAGUCCCAUUACUUGUAUAAUUUUUUAUUCAUAAUAAAUGUUGUUAUUUUAAAAUUUCUGGACACAUUUAUAGAUCUAACUAUUUGUAAUAUAUUAACUAAAUUUUAGAGGCCCGUACAAGUUUAAAUUGUUAGCGUGUAUAACUAUUAAUUUGUAUGUGUUACCCUAAUAAAGACUUUACGUAGUAUACUUACUUACCUAGUAGUACUUACUUAUUAGACAGUGUAGAAGAUUAAAGUUAGGCGCAUUCCAAAUCGGGCACAAUUCAACUUAAUGGGUUAAACAGCAGCUACAAACUUUUUGUGUACAAAAUAGGAUAUACAGUAGUGUUAAAACCUUGCAAUGUUUAUAGCUUUCAUGGUUAUAAAAUUAUUGUCAUUGACAGUUUAUUCCGAAAUUAUUGUGAGUGCCGUUGCAGUCCCCCCCCACUGUACCUGAAUUUACAUUCAUUCACUGAUGGUGGUGCAAGUUUUGAGUUGCAGAAAAUUGCACAUUCGGUAAUGGGGAGGAACUAAGUAACCUUGUUUGUGGUGGGGCAUGCAGGUGGGAGUGUCAGAUUUACGGGGGGUGUUUAGGGGUGUGCACCCCUGUUGGCCUUGGGCAACAAGGGUGAAGGCGGGAGUGGGGCAAAAAUUAAAUAAAAUCUUACCUUUUAAAUGUUUGAGGUAUUCAAAUUAUCAGUCUUAGACUAACUUACUUUAAGUUUUGGAUGUACAGUACCACAGCACUAGUUCAAAUACUAAUAAGUCCAAUAAUAUUAAUAUUGUUUAGUUCGAUACUUGGAUUAAAUAAAGUGACUGCUAAUAAUUCAUAAGCUUAUUGGCAAAUCAUGUCAACCAUAAUAUGCCACGUGCAGUGGCUUUAAACCUGAUAAAGCACUCCUAAUUAGUAUUCUUUAUAUAAAGAAUACUAAUAAGGCAGUAUCUAUUGUAGUUGUGUCCUCAUUAGUAUUCUUUAUAUAAAGAAUACUAAUAAGGCAGUAUAUCUAUUGAAUUUGUAGUCUUGUUUGAAGCCGUUUAAUAAACUCGCAGGUCGUUGGUGUUGGAUACCAAACUGUGAAUGACUUGUAUCCAUACUGGAUACUAAGGAAAUUUGAAACAUUAAGAAAAUGUUAAACACCUUUGGUGGGCUCUUGAUAGCUUUUGAAUACUAUCAGUUUGCCACCCGUCUUUCCUCAUUGAGGACUAGCAUAUAAAAGUUUGUUGAAGGAUUAUGUAGAUUUUAGUGUACUGUAUUAAUGAAUUGUUUAGUUAUUGGCUGUUGAAUCUCCUGUUGUUAUUGUAAAUAUUUGUAACAGUGAGAGUUAUGGAAACUUAUUUGGAUGGGACGGGGUAUAAUACUUAUGAUAACCAGUAUCCAGAAGUGGGAUACUGGAUUCUCAUGGGGGAUACUAAACUUUGAAUCCUGAUAUCCCAGUUGGAUAGAAAAAAUAUAAAUUUCAGACCCUGUAUAUACAUGAACUUGUGGUUAGGGCUCAACAUGCUACUGGUCACUGUAGAGUGCUGCACCAGAAUUGCAGGGACCUAAAGUUGCAUUUUUGCAGCUGUUCCUGGUUAAGUCUGACGACUUAUAAAUGUAUAUAAAUUUCCACUCGAUAAUUUCCAUCCACAAUACCCUUCAACUUUAUUCAAUCGAGUGCAAUGCCAACAAAAUCUUAGUAAAAAUAAUAUCUUUUCAGAUGAGAUCACUAACUGAAUCAAAAAGUGAGGUUAAUGAUAAAACUUCUGAAAUCCAUAAUGACUCAAAUGGUAACACCACUAAAGAAGUUGAAAACAAGAAUUACACUGACUUACCAAAAUCUGGAAUCCAUUAUGUGUCUCAUAAAAUAAAAACACAGCUGAUAACAUGCUAUGAAAAUGACGAAAGCUACGGUGGCCGACAAGGGCAACACAAAUAUUUAGAUGAAACACAAAAGUAUAGAUAG
Molecule: messenger RNA, 2733 nt
Organism: Paramuricea clavata
Lineage: Eukaryota; Metazoa; Cnidaria; Anthozoa; Malacalcyonacea; Plexauridae
Source: the annotation of a GenBank genome assembly